GAGCAACUUCCUUGCGAAAGGGCGCGGAGAGCAUCAGUACUCGCGCGCACCCCCCAGGGCGGGGUGGUCGUGGUCGCUGCUUUCGCGCCGUUUUCGGUUCGCGAGAGGGCGUCGCGGCCGUCAUUUUUGCGGGUACAGGUCCGUCGGUUUCGGUUCCAGGCCGUUUUCACUAAAGGGAGGUUUACUGUGCCGAUCUAUUGGCCGACCACGUCGGUGCAUGGAGGUCCGUCUCCUCAGAUAGGGCGAAUCCAUGCGCCGAUGCGGUUUGAUGGCUUGCUGUGGACAGGGCGACGGGGCCAGGCGUGUGCCGCGCGCGCGCGGCUUGCGGGUGCCCCGAUCGCGGUGGCAGGGCGCCAGGGUUGCCUGGGGCCGCUGGCGUCACUUCUCACGGGAAUCGCCCGACGCGGUGGAACUCUUUGCGACCAUGUCGGUGGAUUGACAUCUCCCGAGGACGACAAUCUCCUCCUUUGA
This is a messenger RNA of Prorocentrum cordatum, 471 nucleotides long. The record is from the annotation of a GenBank genome assembly. NCBI's taxonomy places the organism in Eukaryota, Dinophyceae, Prorocentrales, Prorocentraceae.